AUGAGUGAUUCGGGUGAUGAUAGUAAGCCAGACUUUGUUGAGGAAAAUGAUCCAAAUGAUGAGCAGCCUGAAGCGAAUGAGGACGAUUACGAUUCUAAGGAUGGUAAAGAUGGUGAUGAAAAGGACAAAGAAGAGACGACUGCUGAUAGUGAGGAUCAAAAGAAGGCUGGUGGUGGUGGUCGUGAUCAGGCGCGGAGGAAGCUGCAGGUGGUGGUGGUGGUCAAGGGGAUGCUGCGGCGGAGGAAGAAGCUGGUGGUUGUGGUGAUCCUGCAGAGAAGGCGGUUGUUGGGGAGGCUGAGCAUGGAGGUUAUCCAUGAUGAUUAA
This is a messenger RNA of Oldenlandia corymbosa var. corymbosa, 324 nucleotides long. The record is from the annotation of a GenBank genome assembly. Lineage: Eukaryota; Viridiplantae; Streptophyta; Magnoliopsida; Gentianales; Rubiaceae.